AACGGUAAAUUAGCGAUGCGCAUGUCCCGCAAAUGUCAACGUAUACCAAACAUUUGCCUAACUGUUAUACUGAGAAAAAGACGAAACAAAAAAUAAUUCAAUUAUAACACACGCAGCUGAUACAAGUGACAGCAAGGAAGGAUCUAAGGAGACCAGUAACAACAACAAAUGUUUGCUGGAAAAUGGAAAAAAUGGAUAACUCGGAGGCGCUAACGAAGAAGACCAACAACAGUGUGGAUCUAACCAAACAGGAAUCGAUGAAGCCACGCUCCUUUAUAAGGGGGACAAGUGGUCAUCUGCUGCAGCAAUUGAAUGAGUUUAGGAAAAGAGAACAGUUCACCGAUGUUGUACUCCUGGGCUGUGAUGGCACCCGGAUAUCAGCUCAUCGUAACAUACUCGCUGCCGCCAGUCCCUACUUUAUGGCCAUGUUCAGCGGCCAUUUCCCGGAAAGUGAUCAACCUGAAAUAUAUUUGCCCGAAAUCGAUACGCAAUGCCUGCAAUUGGUGGUGGAAUUCAUUUACACAGGUCUUGUCGACAUCAGUGACGAUUAUGUCCAGCAACUGAUGCAGACCGCCUCGUUUCUACAGCUAGACCACUUGUCGGAUAUGUGCGGUGAACAUAUGGGCGAACUACUGGAUCCGGAGAAUUGUUUGGGUUUCAAACACUUUGCCGAGAAACAAAACAAUCAAAUACUGCUGGAAAUGGCCAAGGAUUAUAUUAUAACACAUUUCCAGGAUGUGGUGCAGUGUGAGGAGUUCUAUGAAAUGUCCUACGAGGAGUUAGUGCCGAUUCUCAGCAACAAUGAGCUCUUCAUGCAUUCCGACGAUACAAUACUCCAGGGAAUUGUACGCUGGGCCGAGUACAUGCCCGAACAACGGUUGUCAUAUCUCUCGCAACUCCUGCGUUUCAUCCAUCCGAUGUGUGUGUCCGCGGAGGUCACAAGGUCACUGACUACCCUGCAAAAGCAAAACGAUUGCUCACAAUGGCUAAGCGAAGUCCAACACUAUGAGGGUAGCUCUGAAUGGCGUAUAUUUUUGGUGGAUAAAAUGGGUCGAAACCCGGAAACAUGUCGUUAUGAUUUGAAGACGGGUACAAUGUUGACCCUGAAACCACCUCCAAGGCCCGCGUUUGCCAUUAGCCUGGCAGCCUAUAAAAAUAUACUCUACAUUCAGGGUGGCAGUAUUGGACGUAGUACAAAUAACUGUUAUUACUAUAAUAUAUAUCGUGAUCAGUGGCAUGAUUUGGCCCCAUUGCAGGUGAAACGCUCCCAUCAUCGUUCGCUCAUUGUCAACGAUUGCCUCUAUGCCAUUGGGGGGAAUUCUUCGAAUGGCAUUACCAACUCGGUGGAAUAUCUCAAUUUGGCCACAAAUAAAUCGGAUUUCUGCAAACCCAUGCUGGUGCAUCGCAGCUCCAUGGGCGCCGUGGUCCAUGGGGAGUGUAUGUAUGUCAUGGGCGGUGAGGAGGAGAUACGUAGCUAUAACUGCCUGGAACGCUAUGAUCCCCGGGAGAACUCUUGGCAAUUUCUGGCGCCCAUGAAUGAUGUGAAGGGAUAUUGUUCCAGUGCAGUGCUGGGCGACAAUAUCUAUUGCUGUGAGGGUUUGGGCAUGUGCAUGGAACGCUAUGACAUGCGGGCCAAUCGCUGGGAAGUCAUAGACUUUGGUGAGGAGCGAGAGUUCUACGAGAUCUUCACCGUCGACAAUCAAUUGUAUUCCACGUGUGGUGACUUUAUUGCCCACUACGAAAUGGACGCGAAUCGCUGGGCUGUCAUCCAUCGGUUUCCCUAUGUUCGCGAUUGGGAUUACGCUGUGGCAAUGAACAUGGUCAAUUAUGGUGUCGAGGAGGAAUGACGUUAAGUUUUUUUUUUGCAUUUGCAAGGUGUGUUGUUGUUUUAGGUUUAAGUUGAACGAAAACAAAAAAUGUUAGUGAAAAAUAUUAAUGAUAAUAAUAAA
This is a messenger RNA of Musca domestica (house fly), 1949 nucleotides long. RefSeq names its product kelch-like protein 28. The record is from RefSeq and is a predicted model, not a curated record. Gene Ontology annotation, molecular function: protein binding. The transcript is spliced from 3 exons. NCBI's taxonomy places the organism in Eukaryota, Metazoa, Arthropoda, Insecta, Diptera, Muscidae. The coding region runs from base 183 to 1847 and encodes 554 amino acids.